Molecule: messenger RNA, 1293 nt
Organism: Anopheles marshallii
Lineage: Eukaryota; Metazoa; Arthropoda; Insecta; Diptera; Culicidae
Product: apyrase
Exons: 2
Coding region: 1-1293 (430 amino acids)
Biological process (GO): proteoglycan biosynthetic process
Molecular function (GO): calcium ion binding; UDP phosphatase activity; GDP phosphatase activity
Source: RefSeq, a predicted model, not a curated record
AUGAAGCAAUUCAGCAACUCUAUCGCGUCGUCGUCCUCGUCGUCAUCCGUGCCGUACACUAGUUUGGGGUCGGGGAAAACCACUUCCAAGCAGUCCUCCGGCUCCACCAUCAUCGACACAGGGAUGUAUCUGCGUGAUUGGCGGAAAGCGCUUCGUUCGCCUCCUUCGUACAGGAUAGGAAACAGAACGAUACGGUUGCAGGUGCACUUUACCUGGGUGCUAGCGAUAUUGUGUGCGUUCCUGCUGUUGGUGCUGUACAUCUCAUCCAGCCCGGCGCCAUUAAUCAGUGAUGCACCAGCGCCCACGAACAGCUUUCUGCGAAAUUCGGUCAUAGUGUACAACCACACGUACCCGUUGACCAGUCCGAUCAUUAGCAGCGGCAUAUAUUCGUUCCGGAUAGGAAUUAUAGCCGAUCUCGAUACCAGCUCGGCGCUGAAGAAGAACCAAUGGGCAAGCUACUAUCUGAAGGGCUAUCUCAGCUUCAUUCCUUCGAAACGAUCGCUCACCGUGUCCUGGGACGAUGGUGAGCCGAAGGCACUACAAUCGGGUUUCUCGUUGAAAGGCCGAGGGAUGGAGCUGUCCGAGUUGGUCGUGUUUAACGGCAAGCUGUUAACGUUUGACGAUCGUACGGGGUUGGUGUACGAGAUCGAUGGUGAGAAGGUGCUGCCCUGGGUGCUGCUGAUGGACGGGGAUGGCCGUACGACGAAGGGGUUUAAAUCGGAGUGGGCCACCGUGAAGGAUCAGGUGCUGUACGUCGGUUCGAUGGGCAAAGAGUGGACGACAUCGGCAGGGGAUUUCGAAACGAACGAUCCCAUGUACGUGAAGGCGGUCACGGUACACGGAGAGGUGUAUCACUUAAAUUGGGUCAACAACUACAAAGCCAUCCGUAAGUCGAUCGGCAUCGAAUGGCCUGGGUAUAUGAUUCACGAAUCUGGCGCUUGGUCGGAGGUGCACAGGCGAUGGUUCUUCUUGCCGAGGCGCUGUUCCCGGGAGCGGUACAAUGAAACGCGGGACGAACACAUGGGCUGCAACUUUCUCAUAUCGAGUGACGAAACGUUCCAAAGUAUUCGCGCGAUCGAACUCCGUCGGAACAAUGUGCCGUCGACGCACGGGUACUCGAGCUUCAAGUUCCUGCCUACGAGCAACGAUGAAAUAAUCGUUGCCCUCGGGACGGAAGAGCUGAACGGCAAAACGUCCAGCUUUAUCAGUGCGUUCACCAUCGAAGGGGAGCAGCUGAUGGUGGAAACGCGCAUUAACACCGAGUACAAGUACGAGGGACUAGAGUUUAUCUAG